Molecule: messenger RNA, 850 nt
Organism: Meriones unguiculatus (Mongolian gerbil)
Lineage: Eukaryota; Metazoa; Chordata; Mammalia; Rodentia; Muridae
Product: zinc finger protein 54-like
Exons: 3
Coding region: 516-773 (85 amino acids)
Biological process (GO): regulation of DNA-templated transcription
Source: RefSeq, a predicted model, not a curated record
GCCCGACACUGAUUUAUUAAAUACAACAAGGAAGUUUAUCACAAAAUCUACUGAACUGUGUCUUGACAUUUCCAUUUCUAUGGAGAUUUUUAUAUCACAGGACUUUUAUUUGUUAUGUGGUUAUGUGGUAAAAGUACUAUUAGUAUUUUCUUCCUUCUGCUAGGUAAUAGUGUUUUACUGGUUUGGUCAUAGUCUGUUACUUCCCAACUAUUUCAUAACCUUCAUGUGCCCUUUAUUCUCCAUGAAUAUUAAGAGCCCAUGUUUCUGGAUGCAGUGAUAAGGUUCACAGUUAAUUUUUUCCCACUCUAAAUAAAUCCUUCCACUCUCCUCUCUGUAGGAAUGUUGAUAAGACCUCUAGUAUUAUUUUGAUUUGAGGAUCUCUUUUUGUGGUUUGGCAUCAUUUGUAACAGAGUUGGAUUAAUGUUGGUUUUAUAUUUUUGACUCCUCAAUGUGGAAUUUCAACAAGAGUUCCGGUCUUUGUUUCUGAGACAGAAGCUCAUAGAAGAGUGACAGAAAUGACUGCUUCUCCAGUAAAUGUGCCCCAGGAUCUGUUGACAUUCAGGAAUGUGACUGUGGACCAAUCCCAGGAGGAGUGGGACUGUCUGGAUUCUGUUCAUAGAGUUGUGUACGUGGAUGCGAUAUUGGAGAAUUACAGCAACUUAGUUUUUGUAGGCCUCCAUUAUCCCAAAUGGCCCAGCUUGAUUUUAAUCCUGGCACUAGAGAUGCUCAAGCAGGAGGAUCUGGUGAGUUUCAGGAGAGCCUGGUUUACAUAGUAUGUUCCUAGCUAAGGAAGGCUACAUAACACACUGUUUCAAAAUAUAAAUAAACAUUAAGAAAAUAGAGAAAAAUC